Molecule: messenger RNA, 3369 nt
Organism: Carassius carassius (crucian carp)
Lineage: Eukaryota; Metazoa; Chordata; Actinopteri; Cypriniformes; Cyprinidae
Product: amyloid-beta A4 protein-like
Exons: 17
Coding region: 144-2378 (744 amino acids)
Biological process (GO): axonogenesis; central nervous system development
Cellular component (GO): cell surface; Golgi apparatus; early endosome
Molecular function (GO): signaling receptor binding; transition metal ion binding; serine-type endopeptidase inhibitor activity
Source: RefSeq, a predicted model, not a curated record
GCUGUGUGCAGUCGCGCAUUCUCACAGACACAGAGCACAACAGCACAGACGAUAGGGGAGCACGGAGCUGAAAAUCAAACAGAAAAACCCUGAUCGGCUCAGGACGUUCAUCCAUCAGGACGUGCUACAUUUGGGACACGGCCAUGGGUAUGGACCGUACGGUAUUCCUGCUGUUAAUGCUGACGACUCUGUCGCUCGCCAUCGAGGUGCCAUCGGAUGACUCAGUGGGCUUGUUGGCGGAGCCCCAGGUGGCCAUGUUUUGUGGGAAACUCAACAUGCAUAUCAACAUCCAGAGUGGCAAGUGGGAGCCGGAUCCAACUGGCACCAAGAGCUGCAUCGGCACCAAAGAGGGCAUCCUUCAGUACUGCCAAGAGGUAUACCCAGAGCUCCAGAUCACUAACGUAGUGGAGGCCAACCAGCCCGUCAGCAUCCAGAACUGGUGCAACAUGGCUCGUCACCAGUGCCGCAGUCACACACACAUUGUGGUCCCCUACCGCUGCCUGGUCGGGGAGUUUGUCAGCGACGCCCUCCUCGUCCCAGAUAAAUGCAAGUUCCUGCACCAGGAGCGAAUGGACAUGUGCGAGAGUCACCUGCACUGGCACACAGUGGCCAAAGAGUCCUGCGGUGAUCGUUCUAUGAAUCUCCAUGACUACGGCAUGCUGCUGCCGUGUGGCAUCGACCGUUUCCGUGGUGUAGAGUUUGUGUGCUGCCCCAUGGAGGAGCAGAAGGAGUUAGACAGUGAGGAGCAGGAGGAGGCCAACUCAGAUGUGUGGUGGGGCGGCGCUGAGGCCGAGUAUACUGACGGCAGCAUACUGAGAGAACAGGCCCCGACCAAACCUGAGCCUGCUGUGAGAGAGGAUGAUGAGGAAGAGGAAGUCUGGGACAACGAUGAAGAUGGUGACGGUGAAGACGAUGAGGAAGAUGAUGAUGAAGACACAACUGAUGAACAAGACACCAGUGAGCAGACCUCCAACAUUGCAAUGACAACCACCACCACUACCACAACAGAGUCUAUAGAGGAGGUUGUGCGAGCGGUAUGCUGGGCCCCUCCUCGGUCGGGGCCGUGCAAUGACAAGCUAUCCCGCUGGUAUUUUGUGGCACAGAUGGGCCGGUGCGCCCCCUUCAUGUUUGGGGGCUGCGGGGGUAACCGAAAUAACUUUGAAUCUGAGGAGUACUGCAUGGCUGUCUGCAGCAGCAGCGUGUUGCCAACCAUGGCCCCGAGCCCUGCUGAUGCUGUGGAUCGUUACCUGGAAGCUCCAGGAGAUAUGAAUGAGCACACCCGCUUCCAGAAGGCAAAGGAGAGCCUGGAGGCCAAACACAGAGAGAAAAUGUCAGAGGUGAUGAGAGAAUGGGAGGAGGCAGAGAGACAGGUGAAGAAUCUUCCUCGUGCUGAAAAGAAGACCAUAAUUCAGCGGUUCCAGGAGAAGGUGGAGGCGCUGGAGAAGGAAGCAGCUGGGGAGAGACAGCAGCUGGUAGAAACCCACAUGGCACGAGUGGAAGCUCUGCUGAACGACCGUCGCCGUCAGGCUCUGGAAAGCUACCUUAGCGCCCUGCAAUCUGAUCAGCCUAGGCCUCGACAGGUCCUCAAUUUGUUGAAGAAGUACAUACGAGCGGAGCAGAAGGACAGGCAGCACACUCUCAAACACUUUGAGCAUGAGCGAGAGGUGGAUCCCAAGAGGGCGUCUCAGAUUCGGCCCUUUGUGAUGACCCGCCUGCGUGGGAUUGAAGAACGCAUGAACCAAUCCCUGGGGUACCUCUACAAGGUGCCUCAAGUGGCUAAUGAAAUACAGGACCAAGUGGCUUUGCUGAUUCAGCGUGACCAGGCUGAAGUCACCCAACAGUUGUCGUCUCUCCAGAGUAAGAUGAGAGUGAGCUAUGGGAACGACGCCCUGAUGCCCGACCUGCCUGACAGCACCACCCCCCUGGACACCCUGCCACCGGAGCAGGACGGCCUGGGCUUCAUCCACCCCGAAAGCUUCAACCAAGCCAACACUGACAACCAUGUUGAACCCGUAGAUGCCCGUCCAAUUCCAGAUAGGGGUCUGCCCACGAGACCCGAGAUUCCAAAGGUUCGGCUGGACACUGAGGAAAGGCACAACGCUGGUUAUGAUGUUCGUGACAAGAGACUGAUGUUCCUUGCAGAAGACGUGGGCUCUAAUAAGGGGGCAAUCAUUGGGCUGAUGGUGGGUGGAGUUGUCAUCGCUACAGUGAUUGUAAUCACUCUUGUUAUGCUAAGGAAGAAGCAGUACACUUCCAUUCACCAUGGAGUUAUUGAGGUGGAUGCAGCGGUGACCCCUGAGGAACGUCAUCUCACUAAGAUGCAGCAGAACGGCUAUGAGAACCCCACCUACAAGUUCUUCGAGCAGAUGCAGAACUAAAGAACCACUUCAGAUCCCCACACUCCCCAUCACCACCAUCACCCACUGCAUCAGGACAGAGAAUGCAGACUGAUCCCUCAUACACACUGUCACAGUGUCUGUCACCAUGGACACGAGAGUGGCUUCUAUCACCUGACCAUUUCAUCCAAUCAAACGAGUGCUCACUCAGUUUGCACAGAAAAGUGAUGUGUCAUUGCCGCCCAUUCAGCCAUCUGUCAGUACAACGGUCCAUCUGUGUGCUCACAUGCCUGUCCAUCACAGCACUGUGCGGUGAAUGAGCCGUUCUCUUUGCCUGUGCUUUCCUUACCCAUGAUCCUCUAAACCAUCUAGUUUUUUUUCUCUCUCUCUCUCUCCUCUCUCUCUUGACCAUUUUUGUUCCCCUCCAGAACUUCCAAGCACUUACAUCUCCUCCUCUUUUGUUUGCACGUUUCCUUCCUUUUUCCUGGGCUCUCAGAUAAUGUGGUUUGGCUACAACCGCAAACAACCAGAAUGCCGAAAUAAUGUACUCAUUGUUAAACUUUCCAUUCAGGUUUUUUUUUUUUUUUUAGAAAAAAAAAUAUGUAUUAAAAAAAAUCCAUACAUUAAAAAAAAGAAAAAAAACCUUUACAGAGAUAAGAAAUGAAUGUUUUUAUUUUGUCUGUAAUAUGUAUUGAAUUAAGGCAGAAAUUAGCUGUAUCUAUAUAGUGCAUGGCAAUUUUAACAGAGAGACGGUUUCUGGAUCUUUGACCUCUCUCUCAUGUAGAGAUUUUAGCUGGAUUGUACAUUUUAUUGUCUUCUUGUGAUCACAUUUUAAAUAAGUGAAAAAAAAAUCUGCUUGGCUACAUCGUCACAGGGAGAUGCUUUAAUCUAAGUGUGCUUUUUCUUUCUUUUGGACCAUGCCACGCACACUUAAAUGGUUGCAUGGGGCUGGAAAAAGAUGUAUGUAUUGUAUUAUGAUGUGUAAUAUUAGCACACGUUUUGGUUUGUUAACAUUCUACGCACUAUGCAUAUU